ACAACAGAAAUGGCGUCAGAAAUAUUGCAAAAACUUUGUAGCAAAGCAAAACUUGAUAGAGACAGGGGAUAUUCGGAGCUUGAAGAAUUCAUUAGUCGUUGUGAUCAAGAUGAAAUUAUUAAUGCACAACAGGAUUUUAUCCGUUUACUUUCAGAGCCCGACCAAGGAUGGGAAAGUCGACAUGGUGGUUUGAGUGGUGCAAGAUGCCUGUUUGAACAGGGAAAAAUUGCAAUAGAAGAUGACGGUGAAUUGGAUGGCGGAUCGUCAUUUGCUUAUCUUAUGAUAGAAAGUUCAAUGUUAAUGUUAGAUCAUGAAGAGUUCCGCGUUAGAAUCGCAGCUGGCGAACUGCUUGGAGUUCUGUGCAAGGUGAUUGGAGUUGAGGUUUAUGACAGGUGUAGAGAACAGAUCCUGAAUGGCAUACGCUGUAAUUUGGAGCGUAAUUGUGACAGUCUUGGCUUAUCUGAAGAUGCAUUGGAUUCUCCUAGCACUGAACAGCCAGAAAGCAUUAUGUUCGGGUCUCCAAACACAAGCGCUAGACUGAUUGAGCGACGCUCCAGUGAUUCAGCACAAAUGCUUCAUGAUACAGCAGGCUGGAAAUCUCUAGAGACCUACAUGAAGUGCCUGCAGAGUGUAAUCCUGGGCUGCGGCAACAAGUUUAAUGACUAUGUGGAUCAGGAGUUACUGGACCUGAUCUUUGAGGCCCUGACACACACCAAUCGUUUUGUCAGAGAAACUGGUUUUUAUGUUUGUAGUGCGCUGGUCAAGUGUGGUGAAGGAGUGGAAAAUGACGAUGAUGCUGAACUGGAAGAGAGAAAUGCCAUUUAUCGUCAUGGAAAAAUAUUUUCUGAAUAUCUCGGCAAUGGGCUUGCUGACAAUUGGAGCCAGGUUCGCAUGGCUGGGUCUGUUGCCACACGCAAUUUCCUGAUGAGUUUACCUUCAGAAGAAGCCAGAGAAAAAUUCUACCCAAUCCUAAUUCCCAGGAUGUGCUUAAACAGGUAUUACAUGGCAGAAGGUGUUAGAAUAUACUCACAAGAAUCUUGGCGUCAGGUCACCAAAGGAGAGGGAAAACAUUUAGUGGAGAAAUACAUUCAACAAGUUGUAGAGUUUUACAUCCAGGCAACAGAUUCCAACAACCAUGCUGUCAGGGAGGCUGCUUGUGCAUGUAUAGCUGAGCUGGGAUCAAAGAUUGACAAAGCUGCUGUCAGUCCAUAUGUUACAAAACUAUUGGAGACUUUACUUAUUUGCUUCAAUGAUGAUAGUUGGCCAGUGAGAGAUGCUGCCUGUAUUGCAUGUGGUCAUUUUGUUCUGUGUUUUCCUGAGGAAUCCAGGUCAUCCUUGCCUGCGCUGUAUCCUCUGUUCUUCAAUAAUCUUCAAGACAACAUCCCUUCAGUCAGGCAAGGGGCAGCAGUUGCCAUCACUAACAUCGUCAAAGCUUAUGGAGGUGCAGAGCAAGAUUUUGUGUUUUCUAAAAUAAAAGAAGGCUUUGAAAAGAUCAAAGAACAGCCGGCCACAUCAGAAAAAUAUGAGAACCUGGACAAGUCACCGGCUACUUUUGGGGUUGUCAAGCACCUUCGUGAUAAUGACAUGGAGCUGCAUUCAAACCAGCAGAUGUACUCCUGUGGCUCUCUGGCUCCAAAGAUGGGAAGGGGAGGAGGCUGUAUGGACCACAAGUUUAGGAAACCACCCCAGCCAUGGGAACUAGUUGAUGGGUGUGUGAAUCUCUUGGCAGAACUGAGUCAAAUCCAGUCUCUGAAUGCCCCAGUCAGCAAGCUGUUACCUGCCAUGGCAAAUGCCUGUACAGUCAAAACCUACACACACUAUCCCAACCUCUUGGAAACUGUUUGUAAACAGCUUCCAAACUUUGCAAAAGGACUCGGAAAAAGAUCAUUCAAAAUGUUUUUGGAAAUGUUUUUGGACUACAUCUUUGAAGCUUUAGACAGUGACGUUGUUCUAGCAUCUGCGGCUGCGACUCAAUGCCUGAUAGACCUCAGCACUUUCCUUGGCCCUGGCAUUGUUAGAGGGAGGAUAGAGCUGUAUAACAGCUUAUAUCUCCCCAAGUAUGACAGUCUGCCUGGGUUGCCACACUAGACCAGAUUUAAAGUCGUCCCAAUUUUGGCAAUGUGAGCCCAGAUGAACUGCCAAAGUACAAUUUAGUCAUUCGGUCAAGAUUUACGUCAAAAUGUAAUUUAGUCAAAACAUGACCUACCAAGUCCUUGUUGCCUGCACAGUAUUUUAAAAUUUAAAUGCAAUGUGAGAUUUUCUUUGAGUGAUUUUUGUAUGUGUCACAAAUGCAAGAUCCUUUAGUGUACAUGUUUUAGAUGUUUUAUAAAAAGAAAUAUAUGCAUUUUUAAAAGGAGGUUUUUUUAAUUCUAUUUUUGUCUCCAGAAACAAUAAGCUGCUAAUUCAGUUUAAAUCACUAUCAUGAUUAAAGUAUAAUAAUUACUGAUUGUUUUUAAUUACAAAUAUUGAUUGAUAUUAACAGAAAAACUAACCAGUUAUUUCUUUAUUUGGAUUGUAUAAUUUGAGGAUAGUUAACUAAGGGUAUUGGUUGG
Molecule: messenger RNA, 2552 nt
Organism: Physella acuta
Lineage: Eukaryota; Metazoa; Mollusca; Gastropoda; Physidae
Molecular function (GO): protein binding
Source: RefSeq, a predicted model, not a curated record